Babesia bovis T2Bo is the source of this 1076-nucleotide messenger RNA. Its product is annotated as merozoite surface antigen-1 (MSA-1). The record is from RefSeq and is a predicted model, not a curated record. Lineage: Eukaryota; Apicomplexa; Aconoidasida; Piroplasmida; Babesiidae. The coding region runs from base 54 to 1013 and encodes 319 amino acids. The transcript has a single exon.
UCUUCAUUAUAUUUGUGAUUUACAACUGUAAAUCAAGCCGUACAACUUCCAAAAUGGCUACGUUUGCUCUUUUCAUUUCAGCCUUGUGCUGUGUUUUGGCAAUUACAUCGGCGGGUGAAGAAUUGACACAAUCCGAUGUUAGAAAUGCCGAUACUUCAAUCGUCCUUCCCGAAGGAUCAUUCUACGAUGACAUGUCUAAGUUCUACGGUGCUGUUGGAAGUUUCGACCAGACCAAAUUGUAUAGCGUUCUUUCUGCUAACUUCAAAGCCGCUAAAAUGGAUGAUCAGAAGGUAAAAGACACAUUCAAAAAUUUAUACAAAGUCAACGCAUUGAUAAAGAACAAUCCUAUGAUUCGCCCUGAUCUAUUUAAUGCAACUAUUGUUAGCGGUUUUUCAACUAAGAAUGACGAGGAAAAAUUCAAUGCUAUAUUUGAUUCCAUUAAGGGAAUGUACUAUAGAGCUCAACACAUGGACAAAUAUUUGAAGUCACUAAGGUGGAAUACUGAUAUUGUUGAGGAAGAUCGUGAGAAGGCAGUUGAAUAUUUCAAGAAGCAUGUUUAUACGGGGGAACACGUUGUUGACGUCAACGGUAUGGCUGGUGUUUGCAAGGAGUUUUUAAGCCCGGCCUCUGAUUUCUACAAACUUGUUGAGUCUUUUGAUGCGUUUGCACAUGCUAAGGUGCACGCUCAAGUAGGAAAUUUUGUUAAACCUGGAACUGACAUCGCUCCUCCUAAGGAUGUUACUGAUGCAUUAGAAAAGGAAUUGCAAGAGCAAAAACCUGCACGAAGUGAGAGCACCGAAGUACCCGCUCCAGGUGAUGCAUCUGGCGUCCAACAACCGCCUGCAUCAGGAACAUCCCCGCAAGGACCUGCUCCGACUACACCCAGCCCAUCUCCAGAGUCCUCAGGAAACCUCCAAGGACAACAGGGUACAACCAAGCCAGCCGGAUCUUCAUUCACCUAUGGCGGAUUGACUGUGGCCACUCUCUGCUACUUCGUUCUCUCUGCAUUUUAAUAACUAAUGGUAGUGACACAAUAGUUUUGUAAACUCAUGUUUUUUAACUUUUAAUAUGUAGUG